CGUCAUUACGGUAAAGCCGAGGAAGCCACUCCUCCGCGGUGUAAUCCUCCAUGGACGAUGAGGAGCAGCUCUCCGCUCUCCAUCAUCAUCUGCAGAAAAAUGCGAGCAGGGAGCGGCAACAAAAUGUCAACCCGGACUCCUCUCCCUCCGCCGCAGACAUGAGCGGAGCCCCGACCGCCUCCGCCACCCGCAACAAGUCGCUCUCACCAUGCGCAUCCACUGCAAAGUAGUUGCGAUCGCCGUGUGCUUCGGAGUUUUCCUACUUUUGUACUUUUUGGGGGGCAACGCCGCGGACGAUCCGCUGUUGAAAGAAGUUGGAGAGGAGCGGCACAGGCAGCAGAAGCAGAAGCAGCAGCAGCAGGAGGAGGAGGAGGACAGCAACUCCUCGCAGUUUCCCUCCGAGCUCCGACGCGAUGCUGUUGCAAAGUUUGCGAGGAAACAGUCCGCCGGAGUCGGCGUGCGUCCAGAAGAGCCCCUCAGGGGACGGAAAGAGGGGAGAGCGAUGAAUAGAGGGGUGAAUGCAAAGAGCAAACCUCGAAGUAAUGUGGCCCGAUCUGUGGUGAAGCGCCCCCGAGCCCAGGAGGAGGUCAUGCACUUGGCCGUGGUCGCCUGCGGGAACCGUCUGGACGAGACCCUCACCAUGGUCAAAUCGGCCCUCCUGUUCAGCCUGAAGAAGAUCAAGUUUCACAUUUUUGCCGAGGACCCUCUGGCCCCGCAGUUUGAAGAAAGGCUUAACCGGUGGCCCCGAUCCGUCUCAGCCAAGUUCCAGUACAGCGUCUACCCCAUCUCCUUCUCCGUGGGCAACGCAGACGAGUGGAAGAAGCUCUUCAAACCCUGCGCUGCUCAGAGACUCUUCCUCCCUGUGAUCCUGAAGGACGUGGACUCGUUGCUGUACGUGGACACUGACGUGCUGUUUCUACGGCCCAUGGAUGAUAUCUGGAGCCUCCUCAAGUCCUUCAACCAGACCCAGCUGGCGGCGAUGGCCCCGGAGCACGAGGUGCCCAAGAUCGGCUGGUACAGCCGGUUUGCGCGCCACCCGUUCUACGGCGUCACGGGGGUCAACUCCGGGGUCAUGCUGAUGAACCUCACCAGGAUCCGCAGUGCACUGUUUAAAAACAGUUUGAUCCCCACUGGGUUGUCAUGGGAGGAUCUUCUCCAUCCUCUCUAUCAGAAGUACAAGAACCACAUCACCUGGGGAGAUCAGGACCUCCUCAACAUUAUCUUCCACUACAACCCGGAGUGUCUCCUGAUCUUUCCCUGCCAGUGGAACUACAGACCUGACCACUGCAUGUACGGGAGCAACUGCAAAGGGGCCGAGGAGGAGGGCGUGUCCAUCCUCCACGGCAACCGCGGCGUGUAUCAUGACGACAAGCAGCCAGCGUUCAAAGUGGUCUACGACGCCAUACGUGACUUUCCCUUUGAGGACAACAUGUUCCAGUCGCUCUUCUACCCCAUCCAGACCAAGUUCCUGGACACAGUCAACACCCUGUGUGGUCGGAUUCCUCAGGUCUUCCUCAAGCAGAUAGAAAAGACAAUGAGGAGCGCGUUUCAGGAAAAAGUUGUGCGACACGUCAGACCACUGAAAUAACUCCUUGUGGAUUGUCUGCACUUGCAUUGAGGAAGUUCCUGAUAGACCUUCUGGAAUAAGGAUCAAAUAAUGCACAUCAUGCAUAUAGAACUCCCCUCAUUCUCCUGGUGAUGGUAUGGGUAAUAAACCUAUAUAUAAACAGAGACGCAUACAGUGCUGGUCAGUGAUGCCACAGAAUAGAUUUGCCUUAUUGCCCUUAUCUUUAUAUUUGCAUCACAGUUGCUUACGGGUGAUUUAUGAGAACGUUGGGGGAAAAAAGACUGCAUGAUUUAUUUUGUUUUUUGUCACGAACAAUGCUCAUCUCAAGUGAAAGAAACGUUUGAGACAUCUUUUUUUUUUGUCAACUCAGCAAUUGUACAAAGACGUCUGCCUCCUUUUACUUUUUCCUCCUCGCCGUUAAGAGGAGGUACGUGCCACUGAAAUGCAACUCUGGAAAGCUUCACUACUUGUGCAGUAGUAGAUUUCGUGAACCGCUCCUCUUGAAAAUUGAAAAAGUUGAAUGUGAAAGUUUUUGCAAGCAAACCACUUGAAUUGUGAGCCUGUGUGAAUGACGAAGAGUUCUGAUCUGCAGUCGCCAAAUGCCGCUGACAGUAUUAAGUAGAGCACAACACAUGAAAUAACGAUAUUUUUUUUUUUUUUUUAAUGUUAUAUACCGAAUGUUAAAAAUGCACUUUGAGAAUGAUUUUAAUACUGGAUGUUUUUUUUUUUUUUUGUAUUCAUGUUGACAUCAGAUGCUACCACCGAAUCCAAACCAAAAGUGCUAGCAUUGAAAUAAAGAGACAUCCUACAGUUAAUGAUGUGCCAUAUAUAUGUCUGCCUCAGUUACUAUUUACAAGACAGUGAGUGUAUAGGCGUGUGUGUGUGUCUGUGUUGAGAGAGUAUCCUGGCUCGUCAUAAUGUGAUGAUAUGGGUCAUGUGUUUUUUAAACAUUGCUGUCAUUGUGUUAUAAUGAUCUCAAUGUAUCAAAUCAUUUCAACCUGGAAACAGAAAAUGGCUGUAUGGUCAACACGCGUUUCUAAAAUAAAAAGAUGCAAUGUACUGAGCCUAA
Messenger RNA from Mugil cephalus (flathead mullet), 2636 nucleotides. It is a transcript of the gene gxylt2, whose product is annotated as glucoside xylosyltransferase 2. The transcript has 7 exons. The coding region runs from base 209 to 1588 and encodes 459 amino acids. Gene Ontology annotation, biological process: protein O-linked glycosylation via N-acetylgalactosamine. The record is from RefSeq and is a predicted model, not a curated record. Lineage: Eukaryota; Metazoa; Chordata; Actinopteri; Mugiliformes; Mugilidae. Gene Ontology annotation, molecular function: UDP-xylosyltransferase activity.